Suillus plorans is the source of this 372-nucleotide messenger RNA. RefSeq names its product immunity-related GTPases-like protein. Gene Ontology annotation, cellular component: membrane. Gene Ontology annotation, molecular function: GTP binding. The annotation marks the transcript as partial. Lineage: Eukaryota; Fungi; Basidiomycota; Agaricomycetes; Boletales; Suillaceae. The transcript has a single exon. The record is from RefSeq and is a predicted model, not a curated record.
GGCUCCGUCCACCUCACAGUUGUUGGUUCUUCUGGAGCCGGGAAGUCAUCUUUUAUAAACGCCGUUCAUGGCCUAUCCAGCGGUGACUCCAUCGCCGCACCUACGGGGAUUGUUGAAACUACCGCUACUGUCACGAGAUACUCAGAUCCAUGCCCAGACUCUCGCAUCGUCUGGUAUGAUGUUCCCGGGGCAGUGACUCAAAAUGUACCUGACUGGCAGUACUUCAAAGACUUGGGCCUCUACAUCUUCGACUGCAUCAUCGUGUUGAUUGACAAUAGUUUCUUGGACUCCGACCUCGCCAUCCUCCGCGCAUGCGAGGAAUUUGCCAACUUCAAGGCGUUCAUUGUUCGCUCCAAGUCGGACCAGCACAUU